UACUAAAAGAAAAGUUGUGUCCUUUGCUUGGCCUAGAAAUUUACUAACUGUUUAAUUCACCAUUGUAGUGUGAGAAUUAAUACUUAGCUAAAGAAAAUGGGUAAAUCUGAGAAGAAAUCGAAGAAGAAGCAUAAGACUAAGCGCAAGGAGCACAAGGACAAGACCAAGCGUAGAGAGAAGAAAUCAAAAAAGCAUAAUAAGACUAAAGAGGCCUCAGCGUCACCAAAGAAUGAACCUUUGCCGGAAAAGCAAGAGGAAAAGGAGAGUAGCGGUGGGGAGGACUUUGCAAUUCCUAUAGCGUUGAUGAACAGCAAGUCUCAUGCUCCAGAAACACCGGAGGAGUACCAGCGCCGGCAGAGCCAAAUUCGCCGAGAAGUGGAUCCGGUCACAGGACGCACACGGCUCAUCAAGGGGGACAGCGAGGUGCUCGAAGAAAUUGUGAGUAAAGAACGUCACAGCGAUAUAAACAAAAAGGCAACACGCGGUGAUGGCGAGUAUUAUGAGUCGCAAUCAUUGGCUGCUGCCAAAAAGCGUCGCAAGUAAAGACUAGAUGCAGUACAAUAUAAUAUUGUAAUU
Molecule: messenger RNA, 576 nt
Organism: Drosophila busckii
Lineage: Eukaryota; Metazoa; Arthropoda; Insecta; Diptera; Drosophilidae
Product: ADP-ribosylation factor-like protein 6-interacting protein 4
Exons: 3
Coding region: 97-543 (148 amino acids)
Source: RefSeq, a predicted model, not a curated record